Oncorhynchus gorbuscha (pink salmon) is the source of this 1423-nucleotide messenger RNA. Its product is annotated as gelsolin-related protein of 125 kDa-like. The transcript is spliced from 4 exons. Lineage: Eukaryota; Metazoa; Chordata; Actinopteri; Salmoniformes; Salmonidae. The record is from RefSeq and is a predicted model, not a curated record. Bases 177 to 713 code for a protein of 178 amino acids.
GACCAUGUUUGUGUACAUUCGGCAAACCCAGUGUUUAAAACACAUGUCAGCUGACGUAUCAACUGGUUAACUUUAAUCUAUUUUGCCUUUUCAAUUUGCAAACCUAUUAAAUAUUGAUACUAAGCCUAGCAUUCGGCUAGUCGCUAAUGCUAACUAGCUAGCUAACAUCCCCGACCAUGGGUUCACUAAACUACUAUUCCCCUGCUAAAGAAGAGGAUGUCUGCUGUACGAAGAAAGAAGCUCUAGAGAUGAACAUUGUCGUGAAAGAAGAAGAGGUGGAUAUUACAGUGAAAGGAGAGAAAGAACAUUUUAGAAUUAAAAAGGAAGCAGAGGCUGUUAUAGUGAAAGAAGAGGAGGCUGUUACAGUGAAAGAAGAGGAGACUGUUAUAGUGAAGGAAGAAGAUGCUGUUAUAGUGAAAGAACAUUUCAGAAUGAAAAAGGAGGAAGAGGAGGCUGUUACAGUGAAAGAAGAGAAAGAACCUUUUAGAGAGGAAGAGGAUGCUAUCUCAAUAAAGGUGAAGGAGGAAGACGUUUUGGGAGUGAAAGAGGAGGAGACAGAAUAUCAGAUUAACACCAGAGAGAGACAUGACUAUCGUGGAUCCUCUGGGGAGACUCAACAACAUCCUGAUGCUGACGAGGCAGAGAAGAGUCUCUCCAGAUCAGAACACCAGAUGGACAACGCUAGCCCUUCCUCCCUCCCGGAGUCCCUGUAAUCCUGCCUCUCCCGGUAGCACCUUACUGCUGAGUAUGAAGAGGUUGUCUGUGCUGCUGGUGGACUGCAGGAAAACAACAGGGCUGAGUGGAACUGUGAGAGGAAGAGAAGAGAAGAAAGGAUCAGAUUUGACUCAUCAAAGAGAAAAACCAAACUUGGAGGAACCAGAGACGUCCAAACCAGCAAGACGAUUUCAUUCUGUUCUCUCUUUAAAUAAACACUGUCUUUGGCAGGAGAAAAACCAAACUCGGGGUAACAAGAGAAACCAGCCAAGUCAACACCUCUGCUCCCAGAUUGGAAAGAGUUUUACCAAGUUAGGAAGCCUGAAAGCUCAUGAGAGAAUACACUCAGGGGAGAAGCCUUACCACUGCUACCAUUGUGGAACUAGGUUUACCAAGUUAGGAAGCCUGAAAAGACAUGAGAGGAUACACACCGAAGCGAAGCCGUUCCAUUGCACCCUGUGUGGAACGAGUUUUAACCUUUUAGGAAAUCUGAAAAGACACGAGAGAAUGCAUACAGGGGAGAAGCCUUUCCAUUGCGCCCAGUGUGGAAAUAGUUGUUGCGAAUUAGGACACCUGAAAGUGCAUGAGCGAAUCCACACAGGUGAGAAGCCUUACAAAUGCUCCCAGUGUGUAAAGAGAUUUAGCCACUUAGGAAACCUGAAUGAACACAUGAGACUGCACACAGGAGAGAAGCCUUACCACUGCAUCC